AGCUGCCAUCUUGCGUCCCCGCGUGUGUGUGCCUUAUCUCAGCUGGUCUGCCCGAGACCCCCUUGAGCGCCAACCCUAGUCCCCCGCGCGGCCCCAUUUCCACUCCAACAAGAUGAAAGAAACUAUCAUGAACCAGGAGAAACUCGCCAAACUGCAGGCACAAGUGCGCAUUGGUAGGAAAGGAACUGCUCGCAGAAAGAAGGUGGUUCAUAGAACAGCCACAGCAGACGACAAAAAACUUCAGGUCUCUUUAAAGAAGUUAGGGGUAAACAAUAUCUCUGGUACUGAAGCAGUGACUAUGUUCACAAACCAAGGAACAGUGAUCCACUUUAACAACCCUAAAGUUCAGGCAUCUCUGGCAGCAAACACUUUCACCAUUACAGACCAUGCUGAGACAAAGCAGCUGACAGAAAUGCUACCCAGCAUCUUAAACCAGCUUGGCGCAGACAGUCUGACCAGUUUAAGGAGACUGGCUGAAGCUCUGCCCAAAGAAUGUGUGGAUGGAAAAGCACCACUUGCUACUGGAGAGGAUGGCGAUGAUGAAGUUCCAGAUCUUGUGGAGAAUUUUGAUGAGGCUUCCAAGAAUGAAGCAAACUGAAUUGAGUCAACUUCUGAAGAAGAUAAAUCUUGAAGAAGUUACUGGGAGCUGCUAUUUUAUAUUAUGACUGCUUUUUAAAAUUUUGUUUAUGGAUCUGAUAAAAUCUAGAUCUCUAAUAUUUUUAAGCCCAAGCCCCUGGACACUGCAGCUCUUUUCAGUUUUUGCUUAUAUACAAUUCAUUCUUUGCAGCUAAUUAAGCUGAGGAAGCCUGGGAAUAAAGUUUGAAACAAAGAUUAAUAAAGUUUUUGCUUAGUAAA
Molecule: messenger RNA, 855 nt
Organism: Eubalaena glacialis (North Atlantic right whale)
Lineage: Eukaryota; Metazoa; Chordata; Mammalia; Artiodactyla; Balaenidae
Product: transcription factor BTF3-like
Exons: 1
Coding region: 113-598 (161 amino acids)
Cellular component (GO): cytosol; nascent polypeptide-associated complex
Source: RefSeq, a predicted model, not a curated record